Molecule: messenger RNA, 1939 nt
Organism: Cyprinus carpio (common carp)
Lineage: Eukaryota; Metazoa; Chordata; Actinopteri; Cypriniformes; Cyprinidae
Product: zinc finger protein ZPR1
Cellular component (GO): cytoplasm; nucleus
Molecular function (GO): zinc ion binding
Source: RefSeq, a predicted model, not a curated record
AUGAUUCAAGAGCACAUGAGGAUAUUAAGUUACGCAAAAAACGUGCGAAAGCAGCUGGAAACUUCUAUCAGAACGCCACUCAUUAAUAACUAACCACUUCUACCAGUAAACCAGAGAGUGUAAAUAGUUUUAACUUACAGUACCUGACAGGAUGUCAGUUAUUGAGGAGGAACGGGUUCGCGGCGCUGUUUUUAAGGACAUUAAUGCAGAAGAUGAAGAUCAGCAACCUACAGUGAUCGAGAGUUUGUGCAUGAACUGUUAUGAAAAUGGAAGCACGCGUCUACUGCUUACAAAGAUCCCUUUCUUCAAAGAAAUCAUCAUCAGCUCUUUCUCAUGUCCACACUGUAACUGGACCAACACAGAAAUCCAGUCUGCUGGUCGGAUACAAGAACAGGGCGUGCUGUACACCUUACAAGUGAAGACCAAGGAGGACAUGAACAGAGAGGUUGUGAAGUCUGACAGUGCGUCCACCAGAAUUCCACAACUUGAUUUCGAAAUUCCUGCUUUCACACAGAAGGGCUCUUUGUCGACAAUCGAGGGCCUUCUGGACAGAGCAGUGAUGGGUUUAGAACAAGACCAACCUAUUAGAAAGGCAACAGAUCCAGCUGUAGCUGAAAAAAUAGAGGAAUUCAUCCAGAGGUUCAAAAAACUUAAAGAAGUAGAAGAGGAAUUCACAUUAAUUAUUGAUGAUCCAUCAGGGAACAGUUUUAUUGAGAACCCAUUUGCACCUCAGAAAGACACGGCUCUCACUGUCACACAUUACAAAAGGACACCUGAACACAACGCUGCACUAGGAAUAGAGGCAGAGGAAGAAGAAAGUGAUGAAAAGCCUGGCAAUGAUCUAGAUGCAAUGAGAAAUGAGGUAUUAGUGUUCAACACUAACUGCCCAGAAUGCAACGCCCCGGCCAAUACAAACAUGAAGCUUGUUCAAAUUCCACACUUUAAAGAGGUCAUUAUAAUGGCCACUAAUUGUGACAGCUGCGGACAUCGCACCAAUGAGGUGAAAUCUGGAGGAGCCACAGAAGAGCUGGGAACCAGAAUAACGCUCCACUUAACCGACCCUUCAGAUAUGUCCAGAGACCUGCUGAAGUCAGAGACGUGUAGCGUGUUAAUUCCUGAGCUGGAGUUUGAGUUGGGGAUGGCAGCUCUUGGAGGGAAGUUCACUACGCUGGAAGGACUUCUCAAGGACAUCAAAGACCUGAUUGUUUCCAAAAACCCCUUCAUGUGUGGAGACAGCUCUACAGCAGAUAGAGCAGAGAAACUGGAACUCUUUGGGCAAAAGAUUGACAAGAUAAUAGCAGGGGAAAUGGAUGUGCACAUUAUCCUGGAUGAUCCUGCAGGAAAUAGUUAUCUUCAGAAUGUUUAUGCGCCAGAUCCAGAUCCAGAAAUGAAGAUUGAGAAGUACACCAGGACCUUUGAGCAGAAUGAAGACUUGGGGCUGAAUGACAUGAAAACAGAAGGGUACGCAGAGAAAUAGGCUUAAAGUUAGAGAAAAAUGGAAAUGAUAUGUUAUGACAAAUUCUGUCAAAGCCAUUAUAUAACAUUAUUUAAUUCACUUUUACAUUUAUUGUAAUAUCUCAUGUUAUUAGCACUUCUGAAAACCAUAAUGUCUUUUAAAGGCAGCGUUAUGAUUUGAAAAAGGAAAAAUAAUUAUUAUUUUUGCUUGAGUAAGUGCAAGGUGCUGAAUUUUCCUUGCUGUGUAUGACAAAAUGUUUAAGUUUUGGUCAACUUGGCUAUGAAGCUCUUGUGUUAAUUACCAGUGUUACAACAGAAUUGUUAUAAAGUUUUUGAAGUACUUAAAACUACAGACAGUUAAUAAAGUAGUCUUAAGCACACUGGAUGUGAAUUCUUUGGACGCAUUUUCAUGUAAUUGGACUGAAUUAUAAAGGCUGUAAUAUAAUAAAGAGUUAUGUUUGUACAAUAAAAUGGUAUAGUAUAA